AUGUCACAUCAGACAAGAAUGCUACUUGACAAAGUGCCUGCCCCUUGCUCUGUAUUUGCCUCAAUAGACUUCAUGACCAUUGUGAACGUUGUUUCUGCAAUUUACGCAAAAACUAUGAGCCCAAAGCAAGCCAGACUUCAACUCUUGACCCUGGCCUCCACCAUGAACGACUUACAGGCAAACGUAAUAGAAGGCAUUGCUGGUAUGCUCAUAAAUAUGCUGCGAAACCCUAUUGCGGACCAGGGGAAGUUUGGCAAGGUUGACUUACAAACACAGUUCUAUAAAUGUUAUGUGGCCUGUACUGGGUCAUCAGUAGGUUCAGCAAGAACUGAAAGUAGAAAACCCAAGAAUCAGGUGAACUACUGUAUUUUCACUAAUUAUUUGCCAACUUUGAAUAAAUUAUUCACACAUUGGUGA
This is a messenger RNA of Phycomyces blakesleeanus NRRL 1555(-), 417 nucleotides long. RefSeq lists its product as hypothetical. The transcript has 2 exons. NCBI's taxonomy places the organism in Eukaryota, Fungi, Mucoromycota, Mucoromycetes, Mucorales, Phycomycetaceae. Bases 1 to 417 code for a protein of 138 amino acids. The record is from RefSeq and is a predicted model, not a curated record.